Molecule: messenger RNA, 912 nt
Organism: Phaeodactylum tricornutum CCAP 1055/1
Lineage: Eukaryota; Bacillariophyta; Bacillariophyceae; Surirellales; Neidiaceae
Exons: 2
Coding region: 1-912 (303 amino acids)
Biological process (GO): protein phosphorylation
Molecular function (GO): protein kinase activity; ATP binding
Source: RefSeq, a predicted model, not a curated record
AUGAAAACUCGUCAUGUACAGCAUGCACAGCUUUUGACGACAAUUGACCCAAAAGAGAUUGAAAUUCAUAGAAUCAUUGGUGAAGGGAACUUCGGUCGGGUAUGGAGUGCUCGCUGGGGAACUGCGAGUGUCGCAGUGAAGGAGUUCGGGUUCGCUCAGGCUGCGGUUGCUGGAAAAUCAGUCAUGCAGCAAGAGAUCAUCGAAGAGAUUAUAGGUGAAGCCGGCAUGAUGGCAAUCCUUCGACAUCCAAACGUGCUGCAGCUUUUUGGGUGCUGCUUGACUGCACAGGCCAUUUGGAUUGUAAGUGAGCUAUGUUCACUUGGCAGUCUUCGCCAAUUGCUUGACGAUAACGAUCGGAUUCUCUCAGUUGAGACAAGAAUCAACCUUAUCCUCCAAGUAGCUGAGGGAAUGGCAUAUUUGCACAGUCAAAUUCCUCCAAUUCUUCACAGAGACUUGAAGAGCCAUAAUAUUUUCGUUCAUGAAACGUUCACAAAUGCAGAGGACAGUAGUAUGGACACGCAUUCAACGAUCAUUGCGAAGAUCGGAGAUUGGGGAUCGGCUAGGGCAACGUUAUCGGGUUCGAAGACUAUGACCCAUGGUGUUGGAACAGCAUGCUGGCUGGCGCCUGAAGUAAUCAAUCACGCCCGCGCCUCCGAAUUCAGUGAUGUAUAUGGCUUCGGAAUUAUUUUGUGGGAACUGGCUACUCGGGAAGAGGUGUACCAAGGCUUGGAGACGACCCAGAUUAUCGCAAAAGUCGCAAACGAAAAUCUACGGCCUCCUAUACCGCUUGACUGCCCUUGGAAGGACAUUAUGGUGAAAUGCUGGGCAGAAAAUCCUCAAGAUCGUCUUAGAUUCAUCGAUAUCAUCAAGGAGCUACAUGCGCUUAUGAAAAGGAUGGGGGAAUCUAGCUGA